Messenger RNA from Lachancea lanzarotensis, 1473 nucleotides. RefSeq names its product LALA0S10e05666g1_1 (gene ATG42). NCBI's taxonomy places the organism in Eukaryota, Fungi, Ascomycota, Saccharomycetes, Saccharomycetales, Saccharomycetaceae. Bases 1 to 1473 code for a protein of 490 amino acids. Gene Ontology annotation, biological process: proteolysis. Gene Ontology annotation, molecular function: serine-type carboxypeptidase activity. The transcript has a single exon. The record is from RefSeq and is a predicted model, not a curated record. Gene Ontology annotation, cellular component: fungal-type vacuole.
AUGGGAUCCCCUCUCUGGCUUUUCGCCAUAUUUGUGUCUUCAGUCAGAGCGUUCUCCCUCUGGGAAGCCUUCGUUGGGUCAGAUCCCUUCCAUGGUCCCAGAAAUCAAAUUCAAAAGCUUUUAGACCGCCCUAGCUUGACAGAAACAGGCUUCAGCGUUUACCGUUCCGAUAUCGACCGCGAUUAUGCAAUGAGAAUCAAAGAAGUAGACCCUUCCAAGCUUGGAAUUGACUCUACAAAGCAGUAUUCUGGAUACCUUGACUACCAAGAUUCGAAGCACUUCUUCUACUGGAGUUUUGAGUCGAGAAACGAUCCUAAAAAUGACCCCGUUAUCCUGUGGCUCAAUGGUGGUCCCGGGUGUUCUUCACUUACCGGUCUGUUCUUCGAGCUAGGUCCAUCGUCUAUCGGCCCAGAUCUCAAACCGAUUCACAAUCCUUAUUCUUGGAAUAACAACGCGACUGUCAUCUUUUUGGACCAACCAAUUGGCGUGGGCUUUUCUUGGGGCAAUGAUAGAAUCGCUACCACAAAUGCAGCAGGAAAAGACGUUUACAUUUUCUUGGAACUUUUCUUCCAAAAAUUCCCUCACUUGAGAUCUAAUGAUUUCCACAUUGCAGGUGAGUCCUAUGCUGGUCACUAUAUUCCAGAUAUUGCCCACGAAAUUGCAGUCGUUCAUGAGCACGACAAAACUUUUAAGUUAACGUCGGUGUUGAUUGGCAACGGAUUCACCGAUCCUCUGGUGCAAUACGACUAUUAUGAGCCCAUGGCUUGUGGUAAAGGUGGACACCAAGCUGUGAUUUCAAAAGAAGAAUGUGCAAAAAUGCGUACUGACAUGCCACGCUGCGCUAUCCUAAACCAAGCUUGUUAUUCCACCGGAUCGACAUUCGCCUGUAUUGCUGCAGCGACAUAUUGUGAACAAAUGGCGAUGAGUGCCUACAGCAAAACAAAUCUCAACGUUUAUGAUAUCCGCAGUAAAUGUGAGGACGAGGAGGGUGAUACUUGUUACAAGGGAAUAGGAUAUGUUGAAGAUUACAUGAACCUUCCAUAUGUGCAGACAGCGGUAGGGUCAGACAUUUCAAAGUUCAAAGGUUGUGAUAACGAUGUUUUUCUUUCGUUUGCGUUGACUGGAGACUCCAAUCGUCCUUUUCAACAAUACGUUGCCGAAUUAGUCAACAGAGACGUUCCCGUUUUGAUAUACGCCGGAGAUAAGGAUUUCAUCUGUAAUUGGCUUGGUAACAAGGCCUGGAUUGAGUCCCUAGAGUGGAAACAUCAAGAAGAGUUUGGCCCACUGCCUUUGAAGCCAUGGCUUUCUAAGCAUACAAAAGAAAGUUUAGGCGAAGUCAAAAGUUUUGGUUCUCUCACCUUUUUGAGAGUAUUUGACGCAGGCCACAUGGUGCCAUACGAUCAGCCAGAAAGCAGUUUGGAAAUGAUAAACAGAUGGGUAGCAGGUGAGUACAAACUUGGCUAUAAACAUUAA